AUGGUGCGAUCGCUGCCGAAGAAGAACAACCCGCACGUCCUACCCGACGCGGCACCUGCCUACGAGGAACUCCUCACGCGCCGCCGGCUGGGAAAGACGAACCUUUCAGUGAAACCCACACAGAUUGGCACUUCCAAUGCGACCAAGCCAGAAAACCUUGGCCCAUUUGAAUAUGCCCAUUUGCGCGCUCCUCUGCCCAAGGACUUGAAGGGGUCAGAGAUCUUUCCGUCACACUCUCCCCAACAGCACCCCGAGACAUACUUCCUGAUGAGACGGAGCAAGGAUGGUUUCGUUAGUGCGACUGGAAUGUUCAAGAUUGCUUUCCCGUGGGCCAAGCUGGACGAAGAACGGUCUGAACGCGAAUACCUCAAGACACGCGAAGAAACGAGCGAAGACGAAAUUGCUGGAAAUGUUUGGAUCUCUCCUGUACUAGCUCUUGAGCUCGCCGCGGAAUACAAGAUGUACGACUGGGUCCGCGCCCUGCUUGACCCCGCAGAUAUCAUCCAGAGUCCAUCCAGCGCGAAGAAGCACAUUACACCCCCUCCCAGGUUUGAUCUGCCGCCGAUUCAAGCCCCCGAGGCGCUUGUACCUACAUCCCGUGCCAGAAGCCGGCGAUCCGCGUCACCUAGCAAGAAGGCGGGCACUCCGCGGAAGCCUAGACAAACGAGGGCGCAAAAGGAGGCAUCUGCGGCUGCCACUAGCGCCGCCAACGCGACCCUUCAGAGCGCUUUGGACGACACAGUGUCCAGUGCAGAUGGUGAAGUGAACGGAGAUGUAUUGCCCAGCGUGGAAGAAGAGAAGGAAGAUGUCCAAGUCGAAGUCGCGUCUAUCAAGGAAACGAAAUUGACGCCAAGGGCUCGGAAGACCGCCGCCAGACUGGAGGGUUCCGAUGACAAGGUCAAGAUUGAUAUCAAGUCUGAUGACACUGAAGGCAGCGGUGUCCAGACUGCGCAGACGACAAUUUCCGUCGAGAUGCCCAUCGCGCUACCAGAAGCCCCAUCUGCCGCGGAGACCCAGGAAAUGAUUGCCAAGGCAAAGGAAAUGGUCAAGGAGGCCGUCAAGUUACAGCAGGACCCUGCGGAGUCAUCGGUCGCCGCUAAGAAACGCAAGACUCAGGAGGCAGAGCUUAGUGAUGAAGAGGACGAAGAGACCAAGACUCUGCGGACAAAGAGAGCCAAGGUCCUCGAAGAGAAGCUGAAACGCGAGCGUGUUCGCAACCGCGCCUUGGUCGGUGUGACUGCUGUUUUUGCGCUAGCGGCUUCAAUUCCUUACUUCUUUUAG
Molecule: messenger RNA, 1281 nt
Organism: Aspergillus calidoustus
Lineage: Eukaryota; Fungi; Ascomycota; Eurotiomycetes; Eurotiales; Aspergillaceae
Source: the annotation of a GenBank genome assembly